Molecule: messenger RNA, 661 nt
Organism: Drosophila elegans
Lineage: Eukaryota; Metazoa; Arthropoda; Insecta; Diptera; Drosophilidae
Product: E3 ubiquitin-protein ligase RNF125
Exons: 2
Coding region: 203-550 (115 amino acids)
Molecular function (GO): metal ion binding
Source: RefSeq, a predicted model, not a curated record
GGUAAAGUCCACCCCGCCUUACCUGUCAACCCCCUUUGGGGGCGGGUAGUUUUCAAAAUUUUGUAGUUUCACAAAAAUUCAGCUAGUUAGAAGGCACAAAAAUAAGUUAAAUACAGGACACCCAGACACAUGCACACUUUUACACACCUUUGACCCAUACAUACGAAGACGAAGCACAUAGACAGACAACCCGGACGGCGGCAUGGUACAGAAGAACCUCGUAUCCACGGACAGUGCCGUGCUAAGCAGCGAGGCACCAUCGACCUUCAACCCGCAGGAGGAUGGGGAGCCCGACCUGUGCGCCCUCUGCCUCGACCACAUCCAGGAUCCGGAGAAGCUGCACUGCAACCACGCGUUCUGCAGGAGCUGCCUGGAGUUGUACAGGGAAGCUCGUAACUGGGUGGCCAAGCGCUGCCCCAUCUGCCGGCGCAGCCUGGAGGAGCAGGUGUCCAGGCAGUUUAAUGAUGAUUGGCGCCUAUUCGGUUUCAUGAUGGUACUGCUGAUGCUGCUCAGUCUGGGGCCAUUUUAUCUGCUGCUGCUCUACUGGUGAACUUCUUGGCCGCCGCAGCAGCACCUGACUUACCAAAAUAUGUAUAUUUGUACUUAGAUAGAUAUAUGCAAACCUGUCAGUGGAUUUUAAUUAAACCCGAAAGCCAUAAAA